Solea senegalensis (Senegalese sole) is the source of this 2182-nucleotide messenger RNA. It is a transcript of the gene ccdc17, whose product is annotated as coiled-coil domain containing 17. The record is from RefSeq and is a predicted model, not a curated record. NCBI's taxonomy places the organism in Eukaryota, Metazoa, Chordata, Actinopteri, Pleuronectiformes, Soleidae. The transcript is spliced from 13 exons. The coding region runs from base 296 to 1834 and encodes 512 amino acids.
CGUUCAACAGCUUCAAACUGACUCAUCCUGACGCUCAACUCGGAACAAGUGUAGUGUUUUUCCCUAGUCUACUCCAGUUUAUGGACGUAGUCAAUCACUAUCACCAGCUUUGGUAACAGAUGGAGAAGGAUUGGAUCUGCGGCGCCUGUAACAUGGUGUUUCGCUCUGCUGGGUUGUUUGAGAAACAUAAAGCACUGUUCUGCAUCAGCACCGAGGUCAGUGGAGGAGGUGCAGACACAACACAGAGGAGAACACCUGAUCCAGUCACAGUAAGUUUUACAGGUUGAGGACGUCCAUGGAAAACAAUCUUCCAAACGGCUCAAAAAGGACCACAGAUAUCGACGAUUCAAAGGAGCAUAACCGUCAGCUGAGACGUCACCAUAUGGGUCACAGUGACAGACUGAAGGAGAUGAGGGAGAUGGCGACGCUCCACGAGCGCCAAGUGGCCCUGAUACAAGCUCACAACCAGGAGCUGCAGCAGCAAAGAGACGAGCUGGCCCGUCAGCUAAAUGUCCUGGGCGAGCAGAGAAACACGAGCCACCUUGAGAGUGUACGGAACGAGGAAACAUUACAACAAUUUGCUGAACACCUGCAUGCAUUACACGCGCAAAAGGUCUCUUCUGUACCUGCUGAUCAGCCGGAUGCAAGCGAGCGUAAAAAGAUGCAUCAGGACAACUCCAAGCUCGUUCCUCCCGCAGAUGGUCCUCUCUCUGCACAGAUAAAAGCUCUGCGUCAGGCAUACGUGCACUCAGGUGGGUCAGAUCCAGGCAUCAUUGCACAGAUGGUUGACCUGCAGACAGACGCCCAGAGUGUGGAGAAGAACCAAGCGACAGCAUCUGCCGAGGCCAGGAGGAAGAACCCAGAACACUGUAUCCUUGAUUCCACAAGAGAAGCCUCCCAGCGAGGAACGACUUGGGAGCUGCUGCUUCUGGAGCAGCAGAACCAGAGAUUGGAGGAGGAGAUCCUCAGGAUCCAGUGGGCCCGAGAGAGAAACCAGAACUAUGAAGCAGCUCUGAGGACUGAGCUUGAGCUGAUUCAGAGGGAGACUCUCCAGCAGGUUGAUGGUUUACAAGCAGGAGUGGGGAGAAGCAGAGGAGCUCCCAGGCCCUGUAGACAACCUCCUCCACCUGCACCUCCCCGACCACCACCGCCGCUCCAAGCCAACACUCACAUUCCAACUGCUCUUUCACUGUUCCAUGCAAGGUCCUCCUCUUCUCCAUCAGGAAGACACAUCCUGGACCCUGUGGACUCUCUGGGUCCAGCUCCCUAUGACCCAGCGGCUGGUUUCGUCAUUUUCUUUGACCUGGUUCUGGGAGUCACUGCCUCUCAGAAGGCAUUGUGUUUGGUUGCGGCUCUCUACUCAGAGGGUGUGGAAGUGGGACCACAGACUCCGCUGCCCCCUGUCAAGUGUCUCCCAGGGGUCUCCUCGGCUUACAGCCACAGCCUCACCCCAGGGAACUACGCCCUCCUCUCAGUCAAACAGCCUGUACCCAGGGUGCAGCCAUCAUCCUCCCUCUGCCUGGUGGUGGAAAUGCAGGCGGCGCACGAUCUGGACGUUCACGACCAGGACGUUCAACUGACGUCCUCUGGCUGGACAUGUGUGGAACUCUUCGAUCAGUACAAUCAGCUCCAUAGUGGCCACUGGAGGGUGCCAGUUCGCUGUCUGCCUGUUCAACCCUCACUGAACAUCACCCAACUCAAUACAAUACCACAGGUGGGCAACAUGGAGCUGUGCAUGCGUUUGGUCAACAGCCGAGACGAAGAUGUGCAGACCCUCAUGGAGCCUGACCCAAGCAGGACCAGGCACUAUAAAUAUCUAGCCGUCGUAGGUUAACUCUUCUAGAACAGUAGCAUACUUUGUGUCAGGAUGAAGUGCAACACAUGGCAUGUUUACAAAAGGCAACACCUCAAAUUCUUUGUAUAGCACUAUCGAGUUGAAAAGAUGCCUGUGCCAUUGCUUUUACUGUACUUCUACUUCUGUCACCACUUAAGGCAACUGUGCAUGGAGGUUUAGCUCAGCUAGUUUCAGCUCCACAGGGAUAAAACAAGUCUCCCCCGGCUGACCCCAAAAGACCAAGGACCAAGGAGAAGACACCUCUAAAGAGGGAGUAAAUACAAACACUUAACUCUAAAGAAUGUGGAUUUCAAGUCUUCAGGGGCAAAUAAAGAUGGUCUCAUCUUA